Molecule: messenger RNA, 3814 nt
Organism: Trematomus bernacchii (emerald rockcod)
Lineage: Eukaryota; Metazoa; Chordata; Actinopteri; Perciformes; Nototheniidae
Gene: bbc3
Product: BCL2 binding component 3
Exons: 4
Coding region: 334-1017 (227 amino acids)
Source: RefSeq, a predicted model, not a curated record
AGAUAGUGAGGCAGCAGGAGAGCGCUCAGACCGGACAGAUCUUCAGAGAAGAGCACCGAGACCAGCCUCCUCCGUUAUUCGGUACAUCUCGUCGGUAUAUGUUCGGAUGGGUUAAUCUAACAGACAACAACCAGCUGAUUAUAAACCGUGACAAUCAACGGCAGAUCUUUGACAUGGAAUGACACGAUUCCUCCCGAGUGGACCUUUAACAUCUUGUGACACUUCGCCGGUUGUUCUGGAACAGUGUAUCCCGUCUGAUGUGCACCUGUUACGGCUGCUCUCUGCCCUGCACACCGCCUCACCACGGAGCGUCACAAACAGCCAGCUACUGAGAUGGCCCGUGCAGAGACCAUGGAGAGCGCCGGGGAGACAGGAGGAGAACCAGGAGACGGCCCCCUGCCUCGCCACAGCUCCUGCCGGAUGGAGCUGCCCCGCCCCUUCUACAACUGGCCCGGCAUGCUCACCACCACCACCAUCACCACUGGCUCUGUGACUGGCCCCGGGGCCUUACACCUCCACCAGAACCACCACCACCUGCACCCUUUGCAGGCCCUCUAUAUGUCAUACCCAGUGCCUUACCCCCACCCAGAGGGCCAGGACCAGCCCCAGACUCACCAGCAGUUACCUUGGUCAUCGUCAUCAUCAUCAACGCCUCCCUCACCUCUCUGCCAUCGGAGGGAAGAGAGGGCCAGUGUCUUCUCAGGAGAGCAGUCAGACUCGCUCAGAGAGGAGCCCCAGGAGGCCUCCAGCAGGCAGGGGCCUCUUCCAGACCUGCUGCCACAGAACGAGCAGCUCUCCUGGGCUUCCCCUCGUCACAGAGCUCCCGGAGGAGAGGCAGUGCAGGAGCAGGUCAUCAGGAGGGUGGCCCACCAGCUGAGGACCAUCGGAGAUGAGAUCAACGCCACAGUCCUCCACAGAGCGGGUGCCGUCCCGCUCUGGCAGGACUGGAGAGACGUCUGCCGAGGAUUCUUCAACUUCGUCACCCAGACUCUCAGCACUCUGUACAGGAUCACAUAGGAGAGUGGUUACCAUGGCGACUUUAUGCAUCCAGGAGUGUGGCUAGGGAAUGGAACAAGUCCGACUGGUUGCUGCACUGUUUUAAUCCCGGAGGAUUUAUGUGACCCGAAAUCAAGACCUUUUUUUUUGGGAAGAAAGGGAGGGAUGUGAGGGCGCCCCCUGUGGCUGAGCUCUGAGUCAGAGUGCUGUGGAGCUGUCUGUCUGUCAGUCUGCUGGAACAGACUGCAGCUGACGGACCGCCUGCCGUUUUCAUUCCUGUAUAUUUUGUAAAAUCCACUGGCUGUCUCUUCCGGGGCUCAUCUCUUCCAUCAGUGUGUGUGUGUGUGUGUGUGUGUGCACAUGGUAAAGGUCAUUGGUUCCAACGAAUAGGUUAAACUACAGAUAUUUCAAAUCUGGCCUUUUUUUUUAUACCCCAGAUGAGUUUAUAGGUCAGCUGUUUUGGAAGUGAAGUUCUUCAUGGGUCACUGGAGCGUUUUCAUUUAGCUUUAAUAUCAGUGACCAUUUACUGGAGGAUGUGUUCUUAUUUCCAAAAUGGAUGAAAUCCCUCCAAUUUGUUCCCUUUGUUUACGUACAAAGAUACAGAACUGACCUGUGUCUGACGUGAGUGUUACUGUCUUUAUUUUGUAUUAUUAUAAACUGUGAAACUGGACGCUGAGUUUGCAUCGCAGGGACAAAUGUUGGAUGUUAUUCCACAGAGUGAAGCUCUCUCCCAAUCAGAGACCUCUUCCUCUCAAUACACCACGUGCCUUCUGCUCAGUGACUCCUGCAACCAGUCUCUGAAAACCAGGACAAUCUGACACACACACACACACACACACACACACACACACACACACACACACACACACACACACACACACACACACACACACACACACACACACACACACACAGCGGUUUAAGUUAGCAAGUGUCAUUUGCAUCACAUUUAAAUGCUAAGGCCUCAGCACGGUUUGAGGUCAUUUAAGGACAGACACACGUUCCUCUGUUCAUCCUGCCGGUGUUAGAGCAAAGUGUUUAAAGAUGCAAUCUGUAAAUAUUCUUUUGGAAGGUUCAUCUGUUUUUUAUGGACUUUGAAAGUGCUUAUGAAAGCGAGAGAGUUCACAGUUAUGUUUGUAUUUCUGAGCGGCCGUUAGCAUCAGCAGAGCGAAAUUAAAUCCAGUGGAUUUGAAAUGGUAUUCCAAGAUUUAAAGAAAAAUAUAUGAUUUGGACCUUUUGAUUGUUAAAAAGUAUUUGAUGAUGUUUUGUAAAACGACCCCUUCAGUUACGCGAUUACGUUCCAUGUACUUUGGGAGAAGAUGUUUAUUGCUCAUAUGAAGAGCAUCAUUUAUUUGUGGAUGUAGCCUCUAUCUGUAGCGUGUUUUCUUUUGUUUGAUUGUUUUUUACGCAAUGCAUUAUUUAUUUAUUUUCUUACAUUCCUGAUCAAAACUAUGAUUUAAGCUGUAUUUGAGUUGUAACUGUUAAAACACAGAUUGAGAGCUAAAGCUGUUAAAAACACCCAAAGUAGAUCAUUUUGGAAAAGCAGAAGAAAUGAAUCAUUUAGAAUGUUGUCAGCUUUAUGAAUUGGUACCUUUGCUUGCCACAAAAAGUAAACGGCUCAUUCAAAUAAAACGCUAUUCUGUUUUUAAGCAAUGGUCCUAUUAUUAUUAUUAUUAUUAUUAUUAUUAGCAAUACGUUUGGCGGUAAAGCACAAAGGGUUUAUUACUGGAUGGCACAUGUUUCUCCAGACUUCCCAUGUGUAUAUCAGAGGAAAUGGAAAGCACCAGAAAUCUUCCUCUAUACAAUCAAAAGCACUGAAAGAAACAAAUCAAACUGUUAGCAAUACUUUACAAGAUUCAAGAUUGAAAGGUUUAUGACAUGUACAAAACUACAGUGUAAUUAUAGUGUAUGAAAUACUGAGAUCGCAGGUGCAAUUUACUCUGACUGAACUGAAAACCACUGAAAUUCACCCGGGUAUUUCUGAUGUAAAUGUAAUUCAAAAACUGUGUGCUAAUGGUGCUAGACUGAAAAAACUGAAACGACUUUAAAUAAAUGUAUUAGUUCAACAGAUUUAACAUAACUGUAUAGGGUUAGUUGACCUUAAUAUUAUUGCUUUCAACUAUCCUAAUACAGUUAUGUUAAAUCUGUUGACAUUAUACAUUUAAUUAAGGUCAGCGUUUCACUUUUGUCAGUGUACACAUGCUAGAUUGUACAUGUAAUUACCUCUAACAUACAUUGGAUUAAAGUGCCCGUUUAGUUGAGGAUUUCAACUUUUAUUGGAUUAGACUGAAACAUGGACCUUUGGAUUGCUUUAGAUUCAAGAUCCAAAGUUUUACUGUCAUAUAUAAACACCACUACGGUGUAGUUAUGUAAUGUAUGAAAAACGCAGGUUCCUCAACAGUGCAAUCGACAAGACAUUAGAGAACUUUAAAAGAUUGAACGAGGAAGUGAUUGUCUGUUUCACUGUGCAGCUCUCACCUGGCCUUAGCUUCACUGUUUUGUAUAUUUGUUGCAGAAGAACCUUGUUUUGUUCAUUUCUGAAAGCCUUGAUGUAUUGUUCCUGAUGGACCGGCUGGUUCUGCAGAGGACCAGCUGUUUGAUGCCUGUGUUCAUGUUCUUGGUUCUGUUAUCUGGCAGUGUUUCCUCUUCACUGCGUCAUGUGCUGCAGUCCUGAUGCUGCCCCCCCCCCCCCAGCGGCGCUCAGUGUCACUCACAUGCAGUGUGUUUUUGCUGUUUUUAAACCUUUUGCUAUUGUAAACUUUCUACAUGAUUUUGUACUUUGUUUCUUUUUCAUACAAUAAAGAUAAGGAUAAAUAUA